Fusarium keratoplasticum is the source of this 1533-nucleotide messenger RNA. Its product is annotated as MFS domain-containing protein. Gene Ontology annotation, cellular component: plasma membrane. The record is from RefSeq and is a predicted model, not a curated record. Lineage: Eukaryota; Fungi; Ascomycota; Sordariomycetes; Hypocreales; Nectriaceae. Gene Ontology annotation, molecular function: secondary active monocarboxylate transmembrane transporter activity. Gene Ontology annotation, biological process: plasma membrane lactate transport. The transcript has 4 exons. The coding region runs from base 1 to 1533 and encodes 510 amino acids.
AUGGGUGAACACGAGUACGACACGUCGGCGCCUCACGAAAACAUGACGGCCGGCAAAUACAUCACCACGCGUCUCCCGACGCUCAAACCUCCCAUGCACCAGUUGCAGAACCCAAUAAAACUUCUGCGCAUGCUCAACGCGCAGCAGUGGGCAUUCUUCUUUGUCGCCUUUGCGGCAUGGACGUGGGAUUCGUUUGAUUUCUUCACUGUUUCUUUGACGGUGACGAGUCUGGCCAAGACGUUUGACAAGACAAAGACGGAUAUUACAUGGGGUAUCACCCUGGUGCUCAUGUUCCGAUCUGUAGGAUCCGUCCUCUUUGGUAUUGCCAGCGAUCGAUACGGCCGAAAGUGGCCAUUCGUCAUCAACAACAUUCUCUUUAUCAUACUCGAGCUUGGAACUGGUUUCUGUAAUACUUACUCUCAGUUCUUGGCUUGUCGAGCUCUCUUUGGUGUCGCCAUGGGUGGUCUUUACGGUAAUGCUGCCGCCACCGCCCUUGAGGAUUGUCCCGAGGAGGCUCGAGGUAUCAUGAGUGGUAUCCUUCAGCAAGGUUACGCCUUUGGAUAUCUUCUCUGCGCCGCAUUCGCCCGAGGUCUCGUCGACACCACCCCCCACGCCUGGCGACCUCUUUUCUGGUUCGGCGCCUGCCCCCCCGUCCUCUUCAUAAUCUUCCGACUCAUGCUCCCCGAGACGCAAGCAUACCAAGAACGUCAACGUCUCCGCCAAGAGGCCGGAUCGUCUGACGGCAAGGGCAAGGUGUUUGUCAAGGAAGGCAAGGUCGCGCUUAAGCACCACUGGAUGCUUCUCGUGUACCUCGUCCUCCUCAUGGCUGGCUUCAACUUUAUGAGCCACGGUAGUCAGGAUCUGUACCCCACCAUGUUGGAGAACCAGCUUGGCUUCUCGAAGACAAAGGUCACUGUUACUCAGGUCGUUGCUAACCUGGGUGCCAUGUCGGGAGGUACUGUUGUCGGUUUCCUCAGUCAGUCCAUCGGUCGUCGACUGAGCAUCAUCAUCUGCUGUAUCGUUGGCGGUGCACUUCUGUACCCAUACACAUUCGUCCGUGACGAGUCCAUCAUCGCCGCUGCAUUCUUCCAGCAAUUCUGUGUCCAGGGUGCCUGGGGUGUCAUCCCCAUCCAUCUGAUGGAGCUGUCCCCUGGUGCUUUCCGUACCUUUGUCGUCGGCACAUCCUACCAGCUCGGUAACCUCGUCUCUUCAGCAUCCUCAACCAUCGAGGCCCGCCUGGGAGAGAAAUUCCCCCUUCCCGAGACAGAAAAGGGCGAGAGCCGAUACGACUACGGCAAGGUCAUCUGCAUCUUCAUGGGCUGUGUGUACGCAUACGUCAUCGUCCUGACAUUCAUCGGCCCCGAGAACCUGCGCGGCAAGUUUGACGUUGCCCACGACUCGGACGCCCGCGAGGUUGUUGGCUCUCAAGCAAUGGAGAACGCAGCCAUGCACCACCGCAAGGCUAGAGAUGAGGAAGAGAACGAUCCCAGGAUCAGUGGAGAGAAGGCCGAGGUUACACAUGUUCGGGAUUAA